This is a messenger RNA of Daldinia vernicosa, 3971 nucleotides long. RefSeq names its product TPR-like protein. Gene Ontology annotation, molecular function: protein binding; ADP binding. NCBI's taxonomy places the organism in Eukaryota, Fungi, Ascomycota, Sordariomycetes, Xylariales, Hypoxylaceae. The transcript is spliced from 6 exons. Bases 400 to 3810 code for a protein of 1136 amino acids. The record is from RefSeq and is a predicted model, not a curated record.
GCCACCCCUUUUAGUACCUACUAAAAGGAGUGGCCAGGAGGUAUCUAGCCGGACAAUAUUAUUGCCGUGGGCAUUAUCUGAGGGGCUUGAGUAGAUGCUACUCUUGAGCUUUUGCUCCUCCCAAACUUCCUAUGGACUCCCCCUCGAUGAUAAUACCCAGCGCACCAACACCUUUGAUUAUGUAUUUCCCAUUUACUACGCAUGCAUAAUUACCUCCAAUCCCCCCCUUCCUCUCUUAGUGAACAAGGCUAUUAGUAACGUCUUUUAUUUUUGGUAUAACACGGCGCCGUAGUCCUAGUCAGCAACAUUGCCACAGCUACCCAAACCUCAACAAGAAUUCCCGUCGCGAAUAGGAGAACUAUUUAAAUCCAACGACAUAUCGGCGUAAAAUUGAGGAAAAUGUCACUGGAAAGCAACAGACAGAUAUCUCCUGACCGAUCGUCGCUCGAAGUUUUAUAUCCGGACCCUGCUGAUCACUCCGUUGAAGACGCUGAGGUUGAUAUCAUUGCCGUGCAUGGCCUGGGCUCAAAUGUUGACUGGUCAUGGACGUGGAAGGAUAAAAACAAAAAGGGACGAUACGUCCACUGGCUCAAAGAUCCCGAUAUGCUGCCAGCUCUCCUGCCUAAAGCCAGAAUCCUGGUAUAUAACUAUGAGUCAAGAUGGCAUGCCAACGCACCGGAAACACGCUUACAGCUCUGUGGUGAAUCUCUAAUACACUGUGUUCACAACUUCCGCAUGGGGUCUCAACGACCUAUCAUAUUUUUAGGUCAUAGUCUCGGUGGUCUGGUUAUUCUAUAUGGAUUAUUGUACGCUGAGAGCGAAGAGGAAUUCCGCUAUCUACCCAGACAGACUGUCGGUUUUGUUUCCCUCGGAACCCCCUUCCGAGGCACGCAGAUGAAGUGGAUUGCUAUUGUUAUCGCCUGGCUGAUGGCGCUUGUCUACUCACAUGUGGGCAUUAUCCGAGAUUUAGGGUACGACAAUUCUACACUAAGAGACAAGGUUCAUGAUCUCUGUAAGCUACGGGACAAACUACAUUUACCAACAUGCUGCUUCUUUGAAGAAUACAAGACAGAUUACGGUAAGAAAUUUGGGGUCCCAGGAUUGGUGAAAGCAAUGGUCGUAAAAGAGGAAUCUGCCCAUAUUGCUGGAUGGGAGCGAAGUUCACUCCCAGCGGACCAUCUUCAAAUGAAUAAGUAUUCCGGUCCAAACGAUUCCUCUUUCUUGAGUGUUUCGGCGGUAAUAGUUAAGAUGUAUAAUAAAGCUAAAGAUACAAUCGAAAGUCGGAGAUCGUUAUUAGACAGACCUCAGUUUAUGGUUCCUUUUGGCCGAAACCGUGGCUUUGUUGGUCGAGAACAAACACUGCGAUUGUUGCGGGAUAAAAUCAGUCCAGGAGUAGACCAGGAUGAUUGCCAGCGAGUUGCGCUUGAAGGUCUCGGAGGUGUUGGAAAAAGUCAGUUGGCUCUCGAAGCUGCUUACCGCGUCCGUAGCGAAUAUCCGGAAUUAUCUGUCUUCUGGGUGCCGGCGAUUAGUGAAGCAACGUUUGACAACGCCUACCGAGAGAUUGCCCAACAGCUCGGACUCAAAGAGCUCAAUGAUGAUCAAGCAGACAUGAAGCCACUCACCAAGGCUGCGCUAGAAAAGGAUAGUGUCGGUAAAUGGCUUUUUAUCCUUGACGGCGCCGACGAUGUCCAACUACUCCUCGGCGACCGGAAUUCCAAGGGUCUUGCCCAAUAUCUCCCAUUCAACCGAAAUGGAUCUAUCCUUGUUACAACGCGGACUCGCGAAGUCUCCACUGGGCUUGAUAUAUCGCAGAAGAACAUCACUAAAAUCCAAGAAAUGAGCGAGGACGAGGCUUUUCAAUUCUUGCAGAAUGAGUUGAUAGAAGACCAAUUACGUGAUAGAAAAAGUGCGUGCGAUCUACUCGAAUUACUGGCUUAUCUUCCUCUGGCUAUCAAGCAAGCAGCUGCCUAUAUGGCGAAGACAGGAAUGGUGACAACUAAAUACCUGGAUCAUUGCCGUAAAAGUAAUAGCACUCUUAUCAAGCUGCUAAGUAAGAAUUUUGAGGACUGCAGCAGGUACAAAGAUACCUCGAACCCGGUUGCAACGACUUGGCUUAUAUCAUUCGAGCACAUCUCCCGGGAUACUCCAUUGGCGGCAGAAUACUUAAAACAGUUAUGCUUCUUUGAGGAGAAAGACAUUCCUCUUAUACUACUAAAGCAGGACUCUGAACUAGAGGCCGAUGAGGCUAUAGGUGUACUAAAGGGAUACGCCUUCAUUACUGAGCGGGAAGGGACCAGUUUCGAUAUACACCGGCUUGUACGCCUCGCUAUGCGCAAUUGGAUAAAAGAGCAAGGAAGCUGGGAAGAGUGGAUUACCAAAGGGAUAAGGUAUCUUGAAUCAGGGUUCUUGCAUAUAAAAGAAGGCGACAUAAUUACCUUGAGAAAGUAUCUACCGCAUACGCAAACCGCCUUGGAAUUCCAACAAGACGCCCUGGAUAAAGAGGCUACCUGGAGACUCCUCUUCAAUACUAGCAAAUGUUAUCGGACCCUUGGAUACUAUGAGAAGGCGGAACAGACAGCCCGAGAGUCUCUCGAUCUAGCAGAAAAGAUAUUUGGUCACGAGCAUCUUCGCACACUGCUUUCAACGCAAAAUCUCGCUAUUGUGUUGCAGGCUCGAUCUAAAUAUCCGGAGGCAGGAAGUCUAAACCAGGAAUUAUUGCAACUAUACGAAAAGCUAUUAGGCCCUAACCACCCUGGUCGCCUUAUGUUUAUGAAUAACUUAGCUUUUAUAUUAGAGUUGCUAGGAAAGCUAAACGAAGCGGAAGAGAUACAUCGACAGGUAUUAGAGAUGCGUAAAGGAUUGCUGGGAGAGAAUCACGGCCACACGUUUCCCAGUAUGGAAGACCUUGACUUAAGCUUACUUGGGACGGGAAAAGAUGAAAUGCCAGAGAAACUAUGGCCGCGCGCGUUGAAAAGUCAUAAUGAAAGUCAACAACUGGAACCCAUAGAUAUCCAACGAAAAAAUGUAAAACUCGCCAUAGCUCUGGCAGACAAAGGAAAACAUAGUGAGGCAGAAGAAAUUCUUCAACAGGGGCUGGAUGUUAUGGCGACAGAUCUCGGAGUGAACCAUCCAGAAACCCUUGACGUGAAAGGAAAGCUCUUCGAGGUACUUAUGAGGCAAAGGAGGUACAGAGAAGCAGAAAUUAUGUCUCGAGGGAUAUUAGGCGCCGCAAUGGAAACAAUGGGGUUGGAAAGCCACCUCGCGCUGGCUAGCAUGUCGAACCUCGCCAGUGCGCUAUUCGAACAAGGGAAAUAUCAAGAAGCCGAAUCGAUAUAUCGACAGCAGUUAGAACUUCGGAAAAGGUUAAUCGGAGAAGAAAGCCCCCUCACGAUUGAUAGUUUAGGUACAAUUGCUUUUACCUUAUGGGGACAAAAUAAGUACGAAGAGGCCGAACUGAUACUUCGACAAGUGCUGGAACUUCGGGAGGAGGUAUUGGGUAAAGAGCACCCCAGCACGAUAUGGGCCUUAGGCAUGGUCGCUCGCCUAAUAAUACUUCAAAAUAAGUACGAAGAGGCUGUACCAAUAUGUCAACAAGCGUUGGAACUUCAGAGGAAGGUCUUAGGCAAAGAGGACCCAGGCAUGAUCGAUAACUUAUAUCAACAAACACUAGAGACCAGAAGGGGGGUAUCAGGCAAGAAACAUCUCAAAACGCUCCAGGAUACGAGGCAAAUGCUAAAUAUGCAGCAAUGUUUAAAAGGGAUGGCUAUUGAGUUUAGUAAGUUAUCAGCUCUUAAACAGAAGCUGAAAUAAACACGAUAUAGGGGAUCUUCCUCGAGCUUCAGGAUUGUACCUAACAUUAUCCCUUAGUUUAGUUCUUUUAUUCUAUAAUCUUGUAGACUGGAGUGGCCGAGCUAUCUCAGGUCUUACUAGACACCGGUGGAAUCGCUACAGCGCGCUUGCGAUACCUCGUC